AUGAAGAUGGCGAACGUGCUGCUGGAGUUCAAGGCUGCUGCCGGAGACUCAGAGCCCCAAAGCCGCCCCGUUUUAGUUAUCGGACAACAAAACAAUCUGCAGCAAGUUAACUGGAGCCAGAUCAAGGGAAAGCUUCAACCAGCCGUUAGCAAAGAGGUUUGGCUGGCGGCUCUCGCUGCGUUGAGCCCCAACCCCACGGACAGCUGCCCCCUGUACCUGAACCAUGCCACGGUGGCAGCCCUGCCCGCCAGGGUCAGCCGGCACAACAGCCCCUCCUCUGCCCACUUUGUCUCCCGCCUCGUACGGUCCUGUCUGCCCGGGGGCAACAAUCGCUGCAUCGUGAUGGUGUGCGAGCGCUCGGACGUGUUUGCGUCUUCCUGCGCCAUCUCCCGGGCGUUCCCCACCUUCUCCCGCCGCUCUGCGUCCUCGCGCCGGACGGAGAAGAAGAAGGUCACCGUGGAGUUCAUCGUGGUGGGCCAGGAGAGCAGCUCCGUGGAGCCGGCAGAGCUUCAGUGUCUUGCCAAUGCUGCCGACGGCGUGAGGCUGGCUGCCCGCAUCGUGGACACGCCCUGCAACGAGAUGAACACUGAUCACUUCCUGGAUGAGAUCAAAGCCGUUGGUGCAGAGCUGUCAAUCACACCUGUGAUCAUUCGUGGAGAGGAACUGAAGCAGAAAGGUUUUGGAGGUAUCUAUGGAGUGGGCAAGGCAGCAGAGCAUCCCCCUGCCCUUGCAGUACUGAGCCACACACCGGCUGGGGCCACCCAGACCAUUGCAUGGGUGGGGAAGGGCAUCGUGUACGACACUGGUGGACUCAGCAUUAAGGGAAAGACCACGAUGCCAGGGAUGAAGAGGGACUGCGGAGGAGCUGCAGCCAUCCUGGGAGCUUUCAAAGCCACCGUUAAACAGGGCUUUAAGGACAACCUUCAUGCCGUUUUCUGUCUAGCGGAGAAUGCGGUCGGACCCACAGCCACGCGGCCCGAUGACAUUCACACGCUGUACUCUGGGAAGACUGUGGAGAUCAACAACACGGAUGCAGAGGGCAGACUGGUGCUCUCCGAUGGAGUGGUGUAUGCCAGCAAGGACCUGUCCGCAGACAUCAUUCUAGACAUGGCCACCCUGACGGGGGCACAGGGGAUCUCCACAGGGAAGCACCACGCGGCCGUGCUGACCAACAGUGAGGCAUGGGAGGCGGCGUGUGUGCGGGCGGGCCGCAGCAGCGGAGACCUGGCCCACCCGCUGGUGUACUGCCCCGAGCUGCACUUCAGCGAGUUCACCUCGGCCCUGGCCGACAUGAAGAACUCUGUGGCAGACCGGGAGAAUGCCCAAAGCUCUUGUGCAGGCCUCUUCAUAGCCGCUCACCUGGGCUUCGACUGGCCUGGUGUGUGGGUCCACGUGGACAUGGCCUAUCCUGUCCAUGUUGGCGAGCGUGCCACAGGGUUUGGCGUUGCUCUGCUCAUGGCGCUGUUCGGCCAGGCCUCAGACGACGCCAUGUUGAACAAGGUGUCUCCCCUGAGCUUGGACAGCGGGGCGGCGGGGGACGGCGCGGGGCGGGACUGCAAGCGGAGACGACUGGUCUGAAGACCUCUGACUCGCUCUCACUGAACGCUCAGUAGUCAGUCAGUGGGCCUAAAUUGGGAUCAAAUUUGAGGCGUUGUUAGUUCAGUUCAAAACCAGGCUCUAAAAAAAAAAAACAUUGAGUAGGUUAAAUGUUUUGAGUGGAUUAGCUAUUGGGGUGACUGUAAUGAUGAAGACUGUCUGCCUUUGCACUUAUUUUGCUGAUUAUCCUUCUGGCAUUAAUACUAUUGAAUCUGAAAUAAACACUUUUUACUAUCA
This is a messenger RNA of Gadus macrocephalus (Pacific cod), 1833 nucleotides long. It is a transcript of the gene npepl1, whose product is annotated as aminopeptidase like 1. The transcript has 12 exons. The coding region runs from base 1 to 1578 and encodes 525 amino acids. Lineage: Eukaryota; Metazoa; Chordata; Actinopteri; Gadiformes; Gadidae. Gene Ontology annotation, cellular component: cytoplasm. The record is from RefSeq and is a predicted model, not a curated record. Gene Ontology annotation, biological process: proteolysis. Gene Ontology annotation, molecular function: metalloaminopeptidase activity; manganese ion binding.